GAUAAACUAGUGCAUAAGCGAACGAGACAGCUGUGCAGAUUAUUUUUAAGCGAAAAUUUAAUAAGUCUGUUUAAGUGGUUUAUUAACGGUCGCCAGUAGAUGUUUAAGAAAAAUGAUUAUUUGACAUACCUAGUGAUAUUAAUUUUAAGAUGACCGGUAAAAGUAACAUUUUAUUUGGAAUUUGUUGGUUUUUUCAAAUAAGUUAUUCAAAAAACAUCGAAAACUACUUAAUCAAUACCAGCAAAUGCACUGUACCAGAUUUACCACCCUUUUUUACAAACUGGCCUAGUUAUAUAUCAUCUCUUCCCAUAUCCUGCUCGGAAUUUGAUCCUUUGCCAACAUACACAACUGUAAAAAAUAAUGUAGCUACACUACACGUUAGAGAAGAAGCAUUCGCGAACUAUUCAACAGAAUACAGCCCUACUCGUUGCUGUUAUAGUUAUGUCUUUAGAAAUGGAACGGAAAAUCAACCAGAUGUCGGAAUAAGUGUAACAAACUGUUUAAAAUUUCAACAAUCAGUAGUAUUAUUGCACGAUACAGUAUGGGUAUCAUGCAGCAACUACAUAGAGACAAACAUAGGCUACACCAGAGGUUUUCCAAUCUUUCCUAUAUACGCCAACGUACACCAAGUUGUCCGGCCUUACCAAUCCUUUGUACAAAAAGGACAAAGACUUCAAGAAUCAUCCCCUAAAAGACCGACAAGUGUCCUGGUAAUUGUCAUAGAUUCGGUAUCGAGGCUGAAUUUCAUCAGGACCAUGCCCAAAACGAGGGAGUAUAUUUUGAAGAACGGAUUCCACGAAUUCAAGGGUUAUAACAAGAUCGAUGAUAAUACUUUUCCUAAUGCUAUGGCGCUAUUGACAGGGAUGAAUUUAAGAGAUUCGUUCAGUAUUUGUCAGCCGAGGACACUAGAUGGAUUAAAUAAUUGUCAAUUUAUAUGGAAAGAUUAUCAAAAACUUGGUUAUUCUACGGCUUAUGCCGAAGAUUGGGCUCCAAUAGCUACUUUCAAUUAUUUUAAAAAGGGAUUUAGAUAUCCACCUACAGAUUACUACUUCAAGCCAUACAUGGACGUUUUAAAAUAUCUAGAAACAAAAAUUCAGGAUGAUAUGCCUUUUUGCGCAGGUCCCGAGUCUCAAGGUGAUAGAACGCUGAACUUAGCGUACGAUUUUGCAACUACCUUAAAAGACUCCCCUAGUUUCGGUAUAUUUUGGAUGAACACCUUCAGUCACAAUGUCAUCACAACACCAAAAACGAUGGACGAAAGAGUCAAAACAUUCUUCGAAAAACUGAAAUCCUCCGGAGUAUUAGACGAAAGCAUCGUGGUACUUCUCAGCGACCAUGGAGUAAGAUUUGGAAACAUUAUUAACACAACUAGAGGUUAUUAUGAACUAAGACUGCCAAUGAACUACGUGUCACUCCCGGAUUGGUUUAUAACGGCUUAUCCCAAAGAAACAAGGAAUUUUGAUGAUAACACGAAGUUGCUGACUAGUACUUAUGAUAUGUAUAUGACUCUUCAACAUAUUUUAUCCUUGUCUGGAACGAAUUAUACAAUGCGUCCAUCUUUAGCCUGUCCGAAUUGUAGAUCGUUGUUUGAGAAAAUUCCGCUUGAGAGGAGCUGUAAUGAUGCGGGAAUUCCGGAUAUAUGGUGCACCUGUAACUUAGAUCUCAAUACUAGCGAAGACUGAACGAAUCCUGUACCCUACAAGGAUAUAGAAAUCAAGAAUUACGAGCAUCGUAGCAGAUCCUUCAAUAACAAGUCAGCGUCAUGCUUAAUAACGACCAGCUUUAGACUGUGAAUAAGCUAAUCGAGGCUAAUAAAUAUUUAUAAGAACA
Messenger RNA from Sitophilus oryzae (rice weevil), 1830 nucleotides. RefSeq lists its product as uncharacterized. NCBI's taxonomy places the organism in Eukaryota, Metazoa, Arthropoda, Insecta, Coleoptera, Curculionidae. Bases 150 to 1682 code for a protein of 510 amino acids. The transcript has 7 exons. The record is from RefSeq and is a predicted model, not a curated record.